Rhopilema esculentum is the source of this 2325-nucleotide messenger RNA. Its product is annotated as transmembrane protein 115. Gene Ontology annotation, biological process: retrograde vesicle-mediated transport, Golgi to endoplasmic reticulum. Lineage: Eukaryota; Metazoa; Cnidaria; Scyphozoa; Rhizostomeae; Rhizostomatidae. The record is from RefSeq and is a predicted model, not a curated record. Gene Ontology annotation, cellular component: Golgi apparatus; membrane.
GGAGGUUUGCACUGAUCUGUGGAGGUUUGCCUGUGGUUCAUGGUGAUAUAUUGGAUCCCUGUGGCAAUACACGUAAACGAGUUUGAGGUAACAACAUGGCGCUCGCAAUGUUAGUGCAGAAAGUCUUUCAAUUAAAGUCAUGGCUCAAAUUGACAUUAGAGAAUAUGUCACUUGCAAUACAAGGAACACUGUUAUCUGUAAUUAUUCUGUAUCUGCUUGGAUUGGCUCAAAGUGUUUACAAAGUGCUAGCUGUCACCCCUGGAUUUCUAAUACCACCAAAUUUCAGAAUCUGGACCUUAAUAAGUGGAGGCCUUAUUGAAUCUAGCAUCUUUUAUGUUGUAGUUGACAUUGCAAUUUUACUUGUCUGUGGAAGACAGAUAGAGCCAUUAUGGGGAGCUUUGGAGUUACUGAAAUAUUUUGCUAUUCUUGAUGUAUUUGCUUCAAUUUCAACAACAGUUCUUUGCUUGUUAGUGUAUUUGUCAACACACAAUUUUGAUGUCUGGUUUGCUACAUUUAGUGGGAUGGCAGGUAUCUGCGGAGGCAUCUCGGUGGCAUUUAAACAAAUAAUGCCAGAUCAGAAAAUCGAUUUGAGAAUAACAGAGAUUCGAGCUGAGAGCCUCCCGUCAAUACUGCUGUUUGCAACCACAAUCUUUGCUGUUGUUGGCAUACUGCCGUUUACGAAGCCCCUUCAUUUCUUCAGUGGCAUCGCUGUAGGCUGGGUUUAUCUGCGCUUCUAUCAACCAAGAGGCAAAGGCAUAAAAGGAGACAUGAACGAACAUUUCGACCUGGCUUCAUUCUUUCCUGAGCCAACACAGCCUGCAAUAAAGAGUAUAUCGGUAGUUGUGUACAACUUCUUGGUAAGAAUUGGUGUAUGCAAAACACCUGUGCGAACCUACGAUGUUGGUUCAUCUUCAGGCAUCACCAUCAGUUUGCCAGGCACAAGUCCCAAUGACGCCGAACGCCGCAGGCGAAAAGCCUUGCGUGCCUUGAAUGAAAGGCUUAAAAGAGAGAAAGAAAAUCAUGAUGAGACAGGUGACGAUAACUGGCCUUCAAUUGAUGAUGAUUCUACAAAAAUUGAGCCUGUAUCAAAUGACACAAAUAUUGACAUUGAGAAUACCAGCAGCUCUGACCCAGAUGUUGAAAUAAUUGAUAAAAGUGAAAUUGAAGGGCAACAGUGAUGCUUCAAUACUUGCUCUUCAAUUACUUAUCAUCAAUGAAUCUUGGAUCAACUAUUUAUCGGGCAACUGACAUGGCAUCAAUCUAUAAUGACUAGUGGCUUUUCACAUUGUCAGUUUGGGGAGGUGUUUUAAAACCUGGUGUAUUCUCAGAAAAAAGCAAGGUUGGACAUGCCUUCUUGAUUUCAUAGCUGCUGAAUGUAAUAAAGUAAUUCCUUGAGGUUAUAAAGGUUAUGGAAAGACUUAAUUAAACCUGGGAUGUUGUAACUGCAUAUUUUUAGGAUAGGACUACUUGUUACUUUCUUGGGUCUAGAAUUUGAGUGAAAAUUAUUUUCAGGGUCUGUCCAUUGUACAAUUACUUUUUUUGGGUGCGUAAAAUUUUGAAUUGUUUUGCUGAGUUGUUUUAAAAGUUUUAAAAGAUAGAGAAAUAUUGCCAACUUACUUGUGCAGGGACAGGAAAAAUUUUUUUUGAUCAAUUUUUAUGCCAGAAUUUUUGUGGGUUGUUUUAUACCCAAGCCUGAGCACCCAAUUUCUAAAUGUAGAAAAGUUCCCUCCUGGAGAACUAACUCUUAAAAUCAAAUCAACAUUAAGUCAAUAUUGAAUAUUCGAACACAUCAUCAUCACUAGCUUAUCACAUCACCACAUACAUCACAACUUGACUAUUUGUGAUUUGAGUUUUUAAGGUUUAUUUAGUUAUUUUAAGGUAAGGAGUGAUAUGUUUCGAUAUGAUUGCUUAGAAAACAAGAAAAGAAUGAUGGACGCCAACCAUAAUGAAACAGAAUAUAAGACUACAGGUUUCUUUUUUGGCUACAAAUUUAUUUUUAUUUAAUGCCUAAUUAUUAUCAUUUUGUUGCUAUUAAUGAUAUUGUCAAGUUUCAACAUUUUAAACAUGGCUAUGGUUGUAAAUUUAGAAUGAAAUUUUGUUUGCCUUUACAACAUACAGCAGUUUUUGUUGAUGCUAAAAAUAUUUCAUGUAAAUGUAAUUUAUAACAAAAUUGUUCUCUGAAAAUUAUUAAUACUUUAGAAACCAGCUUCUAGAUACUUCGAAAUUAUUUUAAAUUAAUGAGAAAUUGAAUUAUGGUAGCACUAUAUUUACUGGUACUGUUAAAAAAGAGAAAUUGCCACAAGAAUAGAGAUUUCUUUGUAGAAA